AUGCCUCUUGCGACGCAAUCACCAUCGCGUCCCAACUCCUCCAUGGAGACUGCCCUCGGUUCAACGACAGCUUCCACCGUUCACCCGUGCCUGCUCUGCAACCACGAAUCACCGAAUAUGGAUUCAAACCUCGUGCACAUGCAGAUCAUGCACGCUUUCUCCAUUCCCCACCAGGACUGUUUGCUGGUCGACCUGAACAUACUAGUGCAGUACCUGCACCUCGUCGUCCACGAGUACAACGAGUGCCUGUACUGCCACACGCAGCGCGGCGACGUAGAGGCAGUGCAGCAGCACAUGAUGAGCACGGGGCACUUCAGAUUCGACAUAUCCGAGGGCAACUCCGAAUUUCGCGACUUCUACGACUUUAGGCCUGGCAAUAACACCGAUUCCCGAGGCGACACCGAGUCUGUAUCCGAGACCGAGACCGAUUCUGACGAUAGUGAGAGACAGACCCAGGUCUGGCAACCAAGACCACGCAGCUCGCCUUGUCGCGUCGAGCAGACGAGUCUGCGUCUGCCGUCGGGGAGGGUCGUAGGUCACCGAUCCACGCCCGCAUCACGCCCAACACGCCGGCGGAACCGGGCCCCUUCUCCCGAGACCGCAAGACCACCAGACAGCAGCAUCAGCGACGAACCCUCAUCAGAGCCAACCGUCGAUGAUCGGCCAACAUCCAAGGCGAUCACGAAGCAGCAGAAGCGCGACACCGUGUUCGCGGCCCAGCUCGCCAGCAUGCGCGCCAGCGACCGCAAGAGCAUCGCGCACCUGCCAGCCUCGGAGCAACGGACGCUGAUCGCGAUGCAGCAGCGGCAUAUCGAGAAGGGGAAGCGCGCUGAGAAUAGGUUCGCGGGCCAUAUGGACGGGUUGGGAAAUGUGCUGUCGAAGGAGCAGUUUGUGAAUGAUGUGCCCGGGGGCAAGUCUCAUAAGAAUAGGUUCAUGGCAGCGUAA
Anthostomella pinea is the source of this 945-nucleotide messenger RNA. The record is from the annotation of a GenBank genome assembly. NCBI's taxonomy places the organism in Eukaryota, Fungi, Ascomycota, Sordariomycetes, Xylariales, Xylariaceae.